This is a messenger RNA of Xenopus tropicalis (tropical clawed frog), 1335 nucleotides long. RefSeq names its product deoxyribonuclease I-like 1 (gene dnase1l1). Gene Ontology annotation, molecular function: DNA nuclease activity; catalytic activity; nuclease activity. The transcript has 9 exons. The record is from RefSeq and is a predicted model, not a curated record. Bases 374 to 1243 code for a protein of 289 amino acids. Gene Ontology annotation, biological process: DNA catabolic process. NCBI's taxonomy places the organism in Eukaryota, Metazoa, Chordata, Amphibia, Anura, Pipidae.
AACACAAGUGUGGGAGAUGGGGGGUCGGUACAGGGGUGUAUAACAUAAAUACAACUCUUUGCAGUGAAAGACACAGUAUAAUAAGUAUAGAUGCUGUAAUAGAGCUGAAUGGUGAGCCCUGUGGUUCUGUGUGACCCGCUGGUUCCCAUUGUACAAACAGAGCUGUUCUAGAGCCAAUUCCAUGCAGACUCAGCACUGACACAGCAGCCGAUACCCGGUCCCUUAGUUGGGGGCACAGAGAGCUGCUGAAUUCAUUCUUGCCCUUCUCAUUGCCUGGGUUAUACCUGUCUGUGGCUGCUGGCAGCAAGGCUUACACCUGAAUGGUGACUUAUCAGCUCUCCCCAGAUAAUAGAGUGCAAGCUCCAGCCAAAAAAUGAAGCCGACCAGCGUCUUUGUUGCACUUCUGUAUUUACAUCUCACUGCGGCGACCUUCAAAAUCUGCACUUUUAACAUCAAAAGUUUUGGGGAGGCAAAAGCUUCAAACAAGAAGGUGAUGGGCACCCUGGCAAAGAUCCUGUCCCGGUGUGACAUCUGCGUCAUUCAGGAGGUGCGGGAUUCCAAAGGAGAAGCCGUCCCAGCUCUGAUGAAGGAACUCAACAAAUACGACAAUAGCCAUCAGUAUAGCUACCUAGAGAGCAAAAGGCUGGGCAAAAACAGCUACAAAGAGCAGAUAGUCUUUAUCUACAGGUCUGAUAUGGUGAAGGUUAUAAACUGGUACCAUUACGCUGACGAGCAACCAGAUCACCCAGAAGCCUUUGCGAGGGAGCCAUUCAUUGUUCAUUUCCAUUCACCCAAAACAGCUCUAAAGGACUUUGUGCUGAUGUCCCAUCAUACGACCCCCAGGGGGGCAGUUAAGGAGAUAAACAAGCUGCUGCAAGUAAUGCUGGAGGUGAAGAAGCGCUGGAAAACAGAGAAUAUAAUGCUUCUUGGUGAUCUGAAUGCCUCCUGUGGGUAUGUGACCCUAGAGGAGUGGAAAGACAUCCAGCUAAGAAGUAGGAACACCUUUCAUUGGCUGAUUGGAGACAAGGAUGACACAACCGUGAGUGAAAAUACCCACUGUGCCUAUGACAGGAUUGUUGUACAUGGCGAGGACUUUCUGAAAGCCAUAGUGCCAGGAUCUGCCAAGCCCUUCAACUUCAAAAAGAAACUUGGGCUGUCGGACGAGGAGGCCCUGGAGGUGAGUGACCAUUUCCCAGUGGAAGUGAAUCUUCGAGUCGAACCAAGGCUGAACAGAGAACUCUAGGCGCCACAUGUGUGCCCCCCCCCCCCCCACAACUAAUUAUUGUGUGAUGUGCCACAAUGGCCAACAAGGUCAAUAAAAGCAUCUGUACAAUG